UGCCCUCACGUGGAGGCUUUCCCAGCCCACCUUGCCCCAUUCUGUUUCUAGAGUCUGUGUUUCUAGGGUGUGGAAGGUGGCAAUUAUGAUGACACCUGGCAAUUGUGGGGCUGAGUUCUCAGCACAGAUGUGGACAGGAGCCUGCUGGGGCCUGUUCAGCUAUGAGAAGUCUGUGGAAGGAGCAGGCUGCCCUCACAGGAAAUGACUUCUCAGAUGGCAACAGAAAAUGGCUGCAAGGUAAAGCACAGAUCCCACCAUUCUUCCAUGAACUCGAACCAGCUUGAGGUACCAGUGCACACCCAGUCCCCGUCUCUGGAGAAGCUGUUACGCAGACUGAGGGCCUCGGACGCCCAGCAGGAUGACAAUUUUACCAACAUCCUGGAUGUGGUGGGGGAGUUUGGCACAUUCCAGCGGAGGCUGGUGGCCCUCACCUUCAUCCCCAACAUCCUGUUGGCCUUCUUCAUGUUUGCUGACAUCUUCAUGUUCGCAGCCCAGAAGCCCUAUUGCAAUACUAGCUGGAUACUGGCAGUGGAACCCAAUCUGUCAGAGGCUCAGCAGUUGAAUCUGACCCUGCCCCGAGAACCCAAUGGCAGUUUCCAGACAUGCCUCAUGUACUUGCCUGUGACCUGGGAUCUGGAUUCUAUUAUCCAUUUUGGCCUCAACUACACACAGUCAUGCCAAGACGGGUGGAUCUAUCCUGAGGCCAAGAAGCGAUCGCUGGUCAAUGAGUUUGACUUGGUGUGUGGCAAGGAUCGGAACACGGAAGGCGUGCAGACCAUGUUAACGGCCGGCCUCCUAAUAGGGUCCCUCAUCUUUGGGUUCGUAAGUGACAAGCUGGGCCGCUACCCCACCAUCCUGAUGUCGCUGCUGGGGCUGACCGUCUUCGGCUUCGGGACAGCCUUCGUCAAUACCUUUCGCCAGUAUCUGUUCUUCCGCUUCGGCAUGUCCCAGGCCUUGGUGUGCUACGCCAUCAGUAGUGUGUGUUUAGCUACCGAGUGGCUAAUAGGCCAACACCGGGCCCACGCCAUCAUCCUGGAACACUGCUUUUUAUCUGUGGGAUUCAUGUUCCUGAAUGGGCUUGCCUACAGCCUCUCCCACUGGCGGUUGCUGUUUCUGUUGGGUGGGGCACCCGUGUUCCCCCUCAUUUCCUAUAUCUGGAUCGUUCCGGAGUCCCCUCGGUGGCUGCUGAUGAAGGGGAAGGUGGAGGAGGCCAAGCAGAUGUUGUGCUACGCAGCCGGUGUGAACAAGAAGAUCAUUCCCUUAAGUCUGCUGGAUAAGCUGCAGCCACCUGGAAAGAAGGUGAUUAACGCCUCUGUCCUGGACUUCUAUAACAAUAAGUACCUCCUCAAGGUGACCUUGGUGAUGGGUUGUGUGUGGUUUACUGUGGGUUACAGUUAUUUUAUGCUGAUCCUCAAGUUGAAGGAUUUGGGCAUAAACAUCCACUUCACUCGAGUGAUUCCUAGCAUCGUGGAGGUGCCCGCCCGGCUGUGUUGCAUCUUUCUCCUUGAGCAGAUCGGGAGGAAGUGGAGCUUGAUUGUGACUACCUUCCAAGGCUCCCUUAUGUGCUUGCUUGUCCUUAUCCUCCCCUCAGACCUGAAAUCCAUGAUGAUCAUCCUGGUCGUGCUUGGAGAGUUCAGCCUGGCGGCCUCAGUCUCGCUGUUCUUCAUCUACACCGCGGAGCUCCUGCCCACAGUCCUCAGGGCGACAGGUCUGGGGCUGGUGUCUCUGGCCUGGGCAACUGGAGCCAUCUCAUCCCUGGCAGUCAGCUACCAGAAAUUCAUCAUCCUACCCAUCUUUCUCUGCUGCAUCUCAGCCACCCUGUCCUUGUCCCUCUGCUCCGUGCUGCCAGAAACACAAGAUCAGGCUCUCCCUGAUAACCUGGAGCACUACUUCCUGCAGACAAGGAACAUGGCGGAGGACAUGUUCACGGAGGAAGUAGUAAGUGAGGGGACUGCGGAAGUGAUGAAGAACACCGUUCUCAGUUCCACGAAACUGAAAUCAGACUCGGACAGUCUCUUCAGCGUGUCCUGGCAGGAUGUGUCUUGGCCUGGCAGAGGAAAGGAAACAGACCCACGAAUGACUGAUGGCCUGGCCCCCAGAUGAUCUUGGUGGGAGCUGAGGGUCUGGGUGUGGGGCUGUGGACUAAAGGCCACGAAUUCCAGGCCUAAUCCAACUGAGGGACAGGUCCGUCCUGCUCCAAGGCCAGCCCUUGAGAUCCAAGAAUGGCCCCUCCUGGGUGAGCUAGGGUGUGAUUUAUUCCAAUAAAUGUGCCAUGUUGGACCUGAGAUGGCUCAAAAUUGGUCAAAA
Molecule: messenger RNA, 2307 nt
Organism: Mustela erminea (ermine)
Lineage: Eukaryota; Metazoa; Chordata; Mammalia; Carnivora; Mustelidae
Gene: SLC22A14
Product: solute carrier family 22 member 14
Exons: 11
Coding region: 202-2103 (633 amino acids)
Biological process (GO): transmembrane transport
Cellular component (GO): membrane
Molecular function (GO): transmembrane transporter activity
Source: RefSeq, a predicted model, not a curated record